Henningerozyma blattae CBS 6284 is the source of this 1077-nucleotide messenger RNA. It is a transcript of the gene BRR1, whose product is annotated as Brr1p. The record is from RefSeq and is a predicted model, not a curated record. Gene Ontology annotation, biological process: spliceosomal snRNP assembly. Bases 1 to 1077 code for a protein of 358 amino acids. Lineage: Eukaryota; Fungi; Ascomycota; Saccharomycetes; Saccharomycetales; Saccharomycetaceae. Gene Ontology annotation, cellular component: small nuclear ribonucleoprotein complex. The transcript has a single exon.
AUGCCUUCUAAAAAAGACAACAAAAAUAAUAGAAAUAUAUAUGGGCAAAACAAAGUAUUUGACUUGGAAGAUGAAAACGUAAAUCAUUUAGCUGUAAAAUAUUUGCAAGAUGUCAAGUUAGAGGCUAUGACAACUCUGGGUUUUGAAAUAAAUCAAAUUCAAAGUACGUUGAAAAAUACAAUAUAUGAGGCAGAUAUAUAUGAUGAUGAUCAGAAUUCAAACGCAAAUGGUGAUACAAAUAAUGCAAAUAAUUCCAAAGCAAUGAGUAAGUCUUAUCAAGAUGCAAAAAUAAAUACUAGAUGUAUCAAUUGGUAUAGAAAGACACAGAAAACUAUUUUAAGCAAUGACACAAAUAAUCCUUUAAAUAACGAUGAUAUUUUGAAUAAUAUUUUAUAUCAAUUAAAAUUGAUUUCUCUUUCAUUAAAUUCUGAUGAACAAAUUAGUCACACCAAAAUUAUUGAACUUUUAAAAAAUGUUCCUGAAAACUUGAUUUCCAAAUACAUUAUUGAUGAUGCUACAUUAGAAAAAUAUUUUAAUUCCUUAUCUGAUGAUCCAAAAAUUAAAACAACGGAUGAUGUUAAACAAUGGUUCAAAAAUAGAGCCACGUAUGCACCAAAAGGGUUUACACAUUGGUUCAAUUAUAUUCAAGAAAAUGAACCUUCUCAUAGCAUCUUCUACAAUAAUAUUAAUGAAAAAAGUUUUUGGACUUUGAUUCAAUACAUGUGUCAAAAUUGGAUCAAGAUGAUUAAAAAAAAUAAAAAGCAUCUAGUAUGUCUUCAUCUCAAACAAUGGUUGUUUUACUUGGUAAUCCAUUUGCCUAAUAGAUUAACAGCAGAUCAAACUAAUUCAGUCCGUCAAUUAGCUAAAAAAUGUCAACAACAUUCAGACUUCAAAGAUACAGCAGAUUUUAACUUCGCUACCAAUGAGAUGAAGCUAUUAAAUAUAACCCCGCCCUUUAAUGAUAAUCAAAUAUCUAUUUUCCAAUUAGUUGUUAUUGUAAUUGCCAAACAAUACGGACAAUUCGACUUACUGGAAAAGACGUUGAGUGAUGAGUAUCCUCCUGAAGUUCCGAAUUGA